Messenger RNA from Paramecium octaurelia, 878 nucleotides. Lineage: Eukaryota; Ciliophora; Oligohymenophorea; Peniculida; Parameciidae. The record is from the annotation of a GenBank genome assembly.
AUGAAGAAUAAUUAUGUCAAAGAGAAUUUCUCAAGACCUCCUGACUACUUGGAUGGGACGCAGGAUGAAUUAAAGAGCAAAAUUAAGAUUCUAAUGAAUAAAUUGCAAAUCACUAAGAAAGAAAAAGAGAUUUUGACUAAAGAAAAUCAAAGUCUGCAACAAGAAAUAUUACAGAUGCAAUCGAAUCUUAGAUGCAUGGUUUCUGGGUUUGCAAAUACAAGCAUCACAUUUCCGAUGGCAAAUGAAUUAACCAACUCCAUUGCAGAAUUUUACAAAUGCGAAUGUUUUGACAUUUUUUUUGAUGUUCUUACUCAAGAAUUAAACAUGCAAGGAAUUGUCUAUUUUUUCUAAACUGCCAUGAUGAGAAUAGAUAAAAUAAUUAAUGAUUAUUUUUCACCCUUAUUCAAAAAUAUCAUUGACGUAAUUUUAUUUAUUGUAUCAAUUAAGGUUGGUUGUUUAAAUACUAUCGAAGGACCAAUCCUCAAUGUUUUGAGAAAGUCAUUUCAAAGUAAUUACAAAUAAAUUUAUGAGAAAUGUAUGCUUAAUCUAAGUAUUGUAAAAUAAGAUCUGCAAAAUACUCUAAAAUUAAAAAAUGUGGAUAUUAUUGAACAAUUUUUAAGUAUUACCUCAAUUUAAUACCGUUAGACAAGUUGUCAGAAAUUAUGUUUAACUGUUUCAUUAGUGAUCCUUCUCUAUAUUUCGAUAUUUAAUCUAUUGGACAAAGACAAUAAUUUAAUUAAACAAAAAAUGAUCCAAUUGAUGGAUUUCUAAAAAAUAAGGAGGAAUGCAUUAUCUUAAUGCCAGGAGUAUAUAAACAUUAGGAAUAAAUGGCUAAGUCUUUAGUACUUUCAUAUUCCUAUUAAUUAGAAAAUAACUGA